Molecule: messenger RNA, 759 nt
Organism: Ogataea philodendri
Lineage: Eukaryota; Fungi; Ascomycota; Pichiomycetes; Pichiales; Pichiaceae
Exons: 1
Coding region: 1-759 (252 amino acids)
Cellular component (GO): intracellular anatomical structure
Molecular function (GO): oxidoreductase activity, acting on NAD(P)H, oxygen as acceptor
Source: RefSeq, a predicted model, not a curated record
AUGUCGGUGACAAUUGUUACAGGAGCAUCAAGAGGACUGGGUCUUGCAAUUUGUCAAUUGAUUUUGAAAAAAGACUCCGAAGCAAAAGUCGUUGCUGUGGCUCGUUCUGGUGAUCAGUUAUCGGAUUUAGCAGCUAAGUUUGCACCUAGAGUGCUAAGCAUUGCCGGUGAUGUCACCGACUCAUCGGUUGUCAAACAAACGGUUGAAAAAACUAUUGCCAAGUUUGGACGCAUCGACUCUGUGGUGUUGAACGCCGGGCUGCUGGACCCCGUUGGGCACAUUGCCGAAUUAAAUGUUGAUCACGUGAGACGGUUAUACGAAGUGAACUUAUUCUCGGUUAUCGAUCUUGUGGCACAAACUUUACCGUAUGUUCGCGAAACGGGCGGAAAUUUCCUGUUCGUUUCCUCGGGCGCCUCGAUCAAGCCGGUGGACGGCUGGUCUGCAUACGGUUCGUCCAAGGCGGCUUUGAACCUUUUUUGCGCAAGCGUCAGUGAGGAGGAGCCUAAAGUGCGGACAAUUUCCUUGGCUCCCGGUACGGUGGAUACGGCCAUGCAGCAAGAUAUUCGUGAGAAAUUCAAAUCCGGCAUGAAACCAGAGGCACACAAACGGUUUACUGAUUUGCAUAAGCGGCAAGAACUGCUACCACCGGACGUUCCAGGGACAUUGUAUGCAAACCUUGCAUUACAAGGUAUUCCCCAGGAGCUUAGCGGAAAGUACUUUCGGUACAAUGAUGAUAAACUUACUAAGUAUGCGGCUUAG